GCCAGUGCGGAGGCUGGUGUGAUAUAUGUAGCUGCGCAUGCUGAACAUGUGCUUGCCUCAACUUCAUCUUUACAGUAUACGGGCGUUGGCUGUAUUCUGCUGCAGAACACCCUGCUAAAUAUCUACAUCAGUCCAGCAUUUAGAAGGAUCGACAGAGCUCGCCCCCACAUUCCGUACCUGCAUCUGCAGUCAGCACGCAAGCGAACGUUACACAACGCCGCCAUGAACGGCCACGCCACGAAGAAGCGCACCGCAGGCUACGCCGACAACGAGACCCACCUCGACGUGCUCAUCAUCGGCGCCGGUAUCAGUGGAGUCAAUGCGGCCUACCGUGUACAAACAGAGCUACCCUCAUCAUCAUUCGCGAUUCUCGAGGGCCGCCACGAGCUCGGCGGCACGUGGUCGCAGUUCAAGUAUCCUGGCGUGCGCUCCGACUCGGAUCUGCACACGCUGGGCUUCAAAUUCAACCCAUGGAAGGCGCGCAACCCCAUUGCGACGGGUGACAACAUCCUUGCGUAUCUGCAGGAGACGGUGGACAAGUUCGAUAUAACGUCGCGCAUCCGCUUCAACCAGAAGGUCGCGAGCGCCAACUGGAGCAGCGAACAGCAGCGAUGGCAGGUGCAGGUCGACGUCGGCCGCGGUGAUGCGACGCAGCGCGUCGUGUACUGGACCAAGUGGAUGAUUCUGGGCACCGGCUACUACAGCUACGAGAAGCCCAUGUUCGCGCACAUCCCCGGGCUGGCGGACAACUUUGCGGGCCAGACGGUGCACCCACAGUUCUGGCCGGAGGACCUCGACUACAAGGGCAAGAAAGUUGUUGUCAUCGGCAGCGGGGCCACGGCCAUCACGCUGCUGCCGGCGCUGGUUGAGGGCGGUGUCGGACACGUCACGCAGCUGCAGCGCAGCCCGAGCUACAUCCUGGGCUUAUCGCAGCCGGGUAAUAACUCGACGCCUCCUUGGUGGCAGCGGGCGCUGCCGCAGUGGAUGGUGCUCAAGUGGAAGCGCUUUCAGUUCACGCUCGUUCCGAUCCUGCUCUACUACUUCUGCAUCUACUUCCCCAACGCCGCCGCCAGCCUGAUCCGCGGCGCCACGAAGAAGCAGCUACCCGCCGAUUUCCCCCUCGACCCACACUUCAAGCCCGGCUACAACCCCUGGGAGCAGCGCCUGUGCCUGUGCCCGGAUGGUGACUUCUUCAAGUGCCUGCACAGCGGGCGCGCUAGCAUCGCCACCGACACCAUCAAGACCGUUGUCAGCGACGGCAUCCUCCUCAAUAGCGGCGAGAAACUCGACGCCGACAUCAUCAUCACCGCCACAGGCCUCAACCUGCGCUUCCUAGGCGGCAUUGACCUAGCCGUGGACGGCAAGCCGGUCGACGUGCCCAACGAGUAUAUGUGGCACUUCGCAAUGCUGUCCAACGUGCCCAACCUCGGCCAGAUCAUCGGCUACUGGAACGCGUCGUGGACGCUGGGCUCGGACACGGCGUCGCGCCUGUUCUGUCGCGUGAUCAAGCAUAUGGAAUCCAACGGCUUUACAGCAGCCGUGCCCUCUAUUUCUGCUGCUGAGCGCGAGAACCCGCAGGAUGUUAGUCCGUUGAGUAGCACGUAUGUUAAGAGUAGUCUGGCUAGUAUGCCGAAGUGUGGGAGGUCGGGGCCGUGGACGCCACGAGAGUAUUAUUUCAAGGAUAGCUGGAAGGCGGAGAGGUGUGAUUUGAACGAGGGAAUGAGGUUUGAGAGCGUUAGCACGUAGACGUGGAAGUACAAAACUCAGCAUCGCGCAACUUCAGAUAUGUUGGCCUUCGCCUUCGUUGCGAUGUGUUGGCUUCUUCGCUGCUUGAGGGGUUUUCUGCAAUGCAAGAUCUUCGCGACUGCACUUUUUGUCGGCACAUGCUCAAGCGUGCAUUUCAAGGCAAGAGCCAGGCUUGCAGUUCCUCCACAGCACGUCAAUACUGCAUGUGAUGCCCGAUUCGAAGUGCACUGUACCGUGCAGUCCUGUAAACAGAGUCGCCAUUUCACAAAAGUCCCAGACACUGGCUCGCUCGCGCUUCAGUACUAGAAUUUCCGUUUAUUGCGGUCCGGCUUUAGUCCGCGGGCAGUUAUGUAUAAACAGAGCC
Messenger RNA from Boeremia exigua, 2110 nucleotides. RefSeq lists its product as uncharacterized. Bases 223 to 1746 code for a protein of 507 amino acids. NCBI's taxonomy places the organism in Eukaryota, Fungi, Ascomycota, Dothideomycetes, Pleosporales, Didymellaceae. The transcript has 2 exons. The record is from RefSeq and is a predicted model, not a curated record.